CUGAACGUGCGAGCUGGUGGGAGUGGAACGCCCCGGCCGUUGUAACCGUCGCCUUCUUCCUCCCCACAGUCCGAACAGCGCGGUGACUAGGCCGUCGGCCCUCGAGCCGAGACAUAUCUCUUAUUUAGUUCUCGGGAGCGCCUGGCCGACAUGAGUGAUGUAGAGGAAAACAACUUCGAGGGCAGAGAGUCUCGCUCUCAGUCAAAGUCUCCAACGGGAACUCCUGCUCGUGUAAAAUCAGAGAGCAGGUCAGGAUCUCGUAGUCCAUCAAGGGUUUCCAAACAUUCUGAAUCCCAUUCUCGAUCAAGAUCAAAAUCCAGGUCAAGGUCACGGAGGCAUUCUCAUAGACGCUACACUCGAUCCAGGUCACAUUCUCAUAGGAGACGAUCUCGGAGUAGGUCCUAUACACCAGAGUAUAGGCGGCGGAGGAGCCGGAGUCACUCUCCAAUGUCUAAUCGCAGAAGACACACUGGCAGCAGGGCAAACCCAGAUCCUAACACUUGCCUGGGAGUAUUUGGCCUCAGUUUAUAUACAACAGAGAGAGAUCUUCGUGAAGUGUUUUCUCGAUAUGGACCUCUGAGUGGUGUUAAUGUGGUUUAUGAUCAGCGAACUGGGAGGUCACGUGGAUUUGCUUUUGUGUAUUUUGAGAGGAUAGAUGACUCUAAGGAGGCUAUGGAAAGAGCAAAUGGGAUGGAGCUGGAUGGUAGAAGAAUUCGUGUGGAUUAUUCUAUCACCAAGAGAGCCCACACACCUACCCCAGGCAUUUACAUGGGCAGACCAACUCAUAGCGGUGGUGGAGGUGGUGGAGGAGGAGGUGGUGGUGGCGGCGGAGGAGGAGGUGGUAGACGACGAGAUUCUUACUACGAUAGAGGAUAUGAUCGAGGCUAUGACAGAUAUGAAGAUUAUGAUUACCGGUACAGAAGAAGGUCGCCCUCUCCUUACUACAGUCGCUACAGGUCACGAUCAAGAUCCCGUUCCUAUAGCCCAAGACGCUAUUGAUACUGGAGUGAUUGUCCCCAAGAACUUUGCUUUUCUUCUUUUUGAUUUUGGAUUUCCAAGCUUCCAUGCUUCCUAGUCCUUUAAAAAACAAAACAAAAAAAAAUGGUUUAUUUAAUCUCUGUGUGGCCAGUUGUGUCUCUUUCCACCUUCGUUAUACUCGAAAGGUGUGUGAUUGUCUUCAGUAGUUGAACAUCUUGAGUAGAAGGGAGGGAGCGCUGUGUUAUGUAUGCGUUGUGGGUCUUCUUUGCCUUUACAGAGGAUUCACUUCUUACUAUGAGGACAGAAACCAUCUUUUGAAAGCUUUUUCUGAUGGAAAUUGUAGUAGACAUUAGAAAUCUGUGGUUAUGACAAACUGCCUUUUAAUCUUCUUUGGGGGAAGACAAAUAACACUUUCAGUAGGUCAGUCAUGUCAGGUGUGUCUGGAGUGGCAUGGAACAGUUGAAUAGUUCAGUGUAGAAGCCCUAGGAGAAAAGGUGGGACAUUUCUUUUGAAUAAUAUAACUUUGAACCUAAAAAUUAAGUCACCUUUUAGAAAUUAAAAGCUUGUAAUUCCUAUAAGAUAUGUUGUAUUUGAAUUUACAUGUUAAACCUUAUAAACUUAAAGUGUGAUUUUUAUGUUGAAUUUACGGAAACUUAAGUAUUCCCUUAAUCACUGAAGGACAACCUUUAUUUAUUACCUAGAACAAUUGUAUAACUUGCUGUUAGAAAUUUUGGUAUUGGGACAUUGGUUAAAUGGGUUAUUGUACUAGGAUCCUAAAAUACUUGUGGAAAAGAGUAAUUUCAAAUAAAAGUUAAUUUGAAAAUGA
This is a messenger RNA of Grammomys surdaster, 1804 nucleotides long. RefSeq names its product transformer 2 alpha homolog (gene Tra2a). Gene Ontology annotation, cellular component: spliceosomal complex. The record is from RefSeq and is a predicted model, not a curated record. Gene Ontology annotation, biological process: positive regulation of mRNA splicing, via spliceosome. Gene Ontology annotation, molecular function: RNA binding. Bases 151 to 999 code for a protein of 282 amino acids. Lineage: Eukaryota; Metazoa; Chordata; Mammalia; Rodentia; Muridae. The transcript has 8 exons.